UCCCUCUCGGUUAGAGUCUCCGAGUCUCACUAAGUUAAUCUGAGAACAACAGAGAAGAAGAAGAAGAAGGUGAUCGGAUCUGAAACCGACGAAGAUCGGAGAUGACGGAAUCGAGCCUGGAUCUGCAGGAAUCCGGCUGGGAGGAGCUCCGGAGAGAAGCUCGCAAAAUCGAAGGCGAUCUCGACGUCAAGCUCUCCUCUUACGCCAAGCUCGGCGCCAGAUUCAAUCAAGGCGGUUAUGGUGUUGAUGGUGGAUCACCUGGAGGAUCAUGGAAGUCGAUGGAGAUUGAGAUUCAGUCUUCGCUUGAGAAGCUGUUGGAUAUUAAUGAUUCCAUGAGUAGAUGUGCUGCCUCUGCUGCACCUACAACCUCUGUUACUCAGAAGCUUGCUAGGCACAGAGACAUUCUUCAUGAAUACACUCAGGAGUUUCGGAGGAUAAAAGGAAACAUAAGCUCGAUGAGGGAACAUGCUGAGCUCUUGAGUUCUGUCAGGGAUGACAUAAGUGAAUAUAAGGCUUCUGGUAGUAUGUCACCAGGUGUGCAAGUGUUAAGGGAGAGAGCUUCAAUCCAUGGAAGUAUAUCCCAUAUUGAUGAAGUCAUUGGCCAAGCUCAAGCGACAAGAGCAGUUCUUGGCUCUCAACGGUCUCUGUUUUCUGAUGUUCAAGGGAAAGUGAAAAUUCUCGGAGACAAGUUCCCAGUGAUUCGUGGCUUACUUGGCUCAAUUAGAAGAAGACGUUCUCGGGACACACUUAUCCUCUCCGCUGUCAUCGCUGCUUGUACCUUGUUUAUAAUCAUCUACUGGCUCUCGAAAUAAACAGUAUGUUCAUACGCCUCAAGCCCAUUAAGACGAUCCUCUAUCCGAAUUUUCCAAGUUUAAUUUUUGUAUUUUGCCAUUUUGUUGAGUUGUGUUUGUAGUAAUGUCACACUCUUAAUCAUAAAAAUCUUAAAAUUCCAAACACACAUUUUUCACAACA
Messenger RNA from Brassica oleracea var. oleracea, 972 nucleotides. RefSeq names its product Golgi SNAP receptor complex member 1-2-like. Bases 102 to 812 code for a protein of 236 amino acids. The transcript has 6 exons. Gene Ontology annotation, molecular function: SNAP receptor activity. The record is from RefSeq and is a predicted model, not a curated record. NCBI's taxonomy places the organism in Eukaryota, Viridiplantae, Streptophyta, Magnoliopsida, Brassicales, Brassicaceae. Gene Ontology annotation, biological process: endoplasmic reticulum to Golgi vesicle-mediated transport; vesicle fusion. Gene Ontology annotation, cellular component: SNARE complex; Golgi membrane; cis-Golgi network.